This is a messenger RNA of Anopheles aquasalis, 3631 nucleotides long. It is a transcript of the gene Git, whose product is annotated as ARF GTPase-activating protein GIT1. Gene Ontology annotation, cellular component: synapse. Gene Ontology annotation, molecular function: small GTPase binding; GTPase activator activity. NCBI's taxonomy places the organism in Eukaryota, Metazoa, Arthropoda, Insecta, Diptera, Culicidae. Gene Ontology annotation, biological process: synaptic vesicle recycling; regulation of G protein-coupled receptor signaling pathway; regulation of ARF protein signal transduction. The record is from RefSeq and is a predicted model, not a curated record.
UAGAACAACAACAACAAGAACGGAAAAAGGGGAAAAAUAAAACGGGAAAAUCGAACGGGAAACGGCGGUGGCGGUGGAACGGAAAAUGGCGACAAAGUCACGGUGCACCGAUCGUCGUCAUCCGAUCUAGAGUGCGUGGGUGCGUGGGGUGAACUAUCGGAAUCCGCUCGCUGCUGGGGUUGCUUGCUAGCGUUAAUCCUCUCCUUGCCAGUGAAGAUCGGACUGGGCGCACCCCGAAAGAAAAAGUGGACAUCGACAACCAUCAUCUUGCCGAUUUCAUCCCCUACAUCUGGCCUGUGCGGGAGACCCCGCGAUUCGCUCCCGAUUUGGCUACGGGCAACCUGUUUUUACCGUGAUUGGCAGGCUGCCCAAAGCAAAACUUUCCAAGAUAGCCACAGCCUGCUGCCUGCGACGGCUGCUGCUACCGUUUGGUCGAGUCGAAAGGAUAGAAACGGGUUUGUUGAUCAUCCGGGCUGCUGGGUUUCUACGGUGAAAUUAUGUGAUCGACCCAAGCGACCAACGCGGAUCGGAAAGCGAGAACCAACGAAACGAGUGGAAACGGUUUGUCCGGCGGCAGAGCCAGCAGUAUUAACGAGCAGUUCCUGUGGUUCCGGUGACCUACAUCGUCCAUUCACAGAAAUCCUCAAAAUGUCACGUGCCAAAUCUCGCAUUCAAACGGAUGUGUGCGGUGAUUGCGGCAGUACGGACCCAUCAUGGGCGUCCAUCAACCGAGGCAUACUGCUGUGCGCCGACUGUUGCUCCGUUCAUCGUAGCCUGGGGCGACACAUUUCUCAGGUGAAAUCACUCCGGCAAGGCAGCUGGCAGGCCUCGGUGCUUAGCUUCGUGAACCAGCUGAACGCACACGGUGCGAACAGUGUCUGGGAGCAUCUGUUGCUCGAUUCGCUGGCACCGAAGAAUCUGAAGCGCAGCAAACCCUCCCCGAAGGAUGCGGUCCAUCCGACGAAGGCGGACUUUAUCCGGGCCAAACAUGUGCAGCUGGCGUACGUGCUUAAGCCCAACUUUCAGGUCGAGGAAGGCAGCAGUCUCGAGGUGGAGCUUAGCAAACAGCUGCAUGCCAGUGUACGGGCGAGCAAUCUGGAAACGUCACUCCGUCUGCUGGUGCAGGGUGCCGAUCCGAGUUUCUACCACGAGGACAAGGGCUCCACGCCACUGCACGUUGCCGUCAAAUCGGGCCAGCUUUCACAGAUCGAACUACUGCUGGUGUACGGUGCCGAUGUAAAUGCUAUGGAUGCACAAAACCGUACGCCGUACGAAUUGGCACGCCAUGCCAAACAGCCAGUAAUCGCGGACCGUCUGCUGGAAGCCAUGUACGAGGUGACGGACCGUUUAACUCUCUUUCUAACGGGCAAAAAACCCAACCAUGCGGCCGGACAACACCUACUGCUUCCGGAUCAAUCGAAGAAAGAGAUGAGCGAGCAGCUCAAGAUCGCCCGCGGUAAACUGCAGCUAGUACCGAACCGUAUGUUCGAGGAGCUCGUUAUGGAUCUGUACGACGAGGUGGAUCGCCGUGAAACGGAAGCAAUCUGGGCCACGAGUGCCCUAAACCCGGAGUCCGGUGCCGUCCCCUUUCUACCGACGAAUCCACAUCUUAGUGCCACACGGAACCAGGGACGGCAAAAGUUGGCCCGCUUCAGUCAGCCCGAGUUUGCGGGAUUGCUGAUGGAUGUGCUGCUCGAUGCUCACCGGCGCCAGAACAUGGCAAAUCUGCGGCCGAUCGAUGGUCCCCAGGUACCGUCCGGGCUGGCCGUUAGUGGGUUGAAGAUGGCCGAAGCAGCAGCCCGGGAAUCCAAUCUGUCCGACGAUGAACCACUGUACGAUGCCGUCGCCUCGGAUGAUGACUAUGCGGCGCUCGCUCCGGUGGCGCAACAGGCUCCAGUGAACAAAUCGUCCCCGGUAGCGAUCUCGAACGUCGAGGUGGUCACACUACGCCAGCGGAUACAGGACCAGGAGCUAACGAUCAAUGAGCUACGGGCCGUCAUCCAGAAGCUGGCAUCGGAAAACAGUCAACUCAAAUCGCACAUCGAUUCCAAGGAACACGAAGUGCAGCUGCGCAUCGAUAACUACUUGAACGGUAGUGAGACUGCAGUGAUCAGCAACAACCAACAUCACCACCAGUCGGAUGCACCGCAAAGCGCAGCUGCCUCACCCCCACCGGCAGCUGUGGCCGGCGGUGCUGGCAGCUAUACCAAGUGCCGGCCGGUCAGCAUGUACGAAACGCGGCAAGCACCACGCGACGAAAGCCGACCACCGAUUACACAAAGUCUCUACUCGAUGACACCGGCCAACGGUGGAAACGAGAACGGUCAACCGGGCAUGCCACUGACAACGACGGCCAGCGGUCAACCGUUACCCUCCUUCGACGAGGUACAACGCCGCACGGAUGUUGUGGUACGGCGUAUUAAGGAACUGUUUGCCGCCAUGAAGGAUCCAUCGCAGCGCGAAGCGUUCGUACCGUGCGCCGAGCGGAUACGGUUGGCCGUCGUAGAAUUGAUGAACCUUUUUCCGGGUACCCUCAUCGCCAGUGAAUCGUUACGUGGUGCCUUGCAGCAGCUCAACUACAACGCCAACCUAAUACAGGCCGAGUGUGCACGCUUGCAGCAGUCACUGGCACUGGAGCAUCACAGCACGGCCACCGGAACGAACGGCAGUGCUAGUGGCGGUAGUGCCGUUGUUAGCGAAGGAAUCGAACAAAACAUGGAACAAGUACGGGGCUGUGCCUACGAGCUGGCGAUGUCGACCAAAAUCCUCAUCACGCAUCUGCAGCAAUCGUAGACACGCAACUGGCCUCUCCUGGCUAACUCCCCCUGGUUGCUUUUAACAAAAAAAAACCGGAAGUAAACCUGCUCUCCGGGGUACAGUAUUGACGCAGCACAUCGAAUCGCAGAAUGACCGAGAUCGCGAGAGUGAGAUCGAUCGGAGGCAACUUUUUUUUAAAUUAAUAUAAUAAUUAUAUUUUUUUCAACGAACCCCCCUCUUUUUGGAAGAAGAACUCCCCCUUCUUUCAGCGCAAUAUCAUGAACCUAUCAUCUAUUAACAACCAUCCCUACGGUGGGGAAGGCGAUCCCCACUUUAUAAAGUAACUAUUAAACGUGCCAAAAUCAAACCGCGCAAGCUAUUAGAGUAGGAAAGAGCAUAAACGAAUAUACAAACUUAUUCUAUCGAUACAUAUAUACACACAAGACACCAGAAGGAUAUGAUAUUCAUCUUGCCACUCCUCCCUGUGACGUUGGUACGAAGGGCACCGCGUAGCUUUAAGAGGUUGUUUACGGAUUGCAGCUAACCAGUUUUCUACUCCACAAACGAUUGUCGCUAACUAAAGACCCCCCCCCCUCACCUUCCCAGUGUUUUUGGGCAGAAGUUUGUCAUUGAUUUUAACCACCAUUUUUAACGGCCACUCCUCUACACGGCAGCCUUUGAGCAGAGCGACAAUAAUCAUCAAUCGAGUUAUUUAUCUAAUAGAUUUCUUUUUGUACUUUUUAAUCUGCAAAACAUUAACAAAAAGAUAGUUACAAAAUAAAAUCAAAAUCCUCUGCACUCUGCCCACCUACUAGGUGCGUGUCUCUUUUGAACCACCUGGUGGUAUAGUGUAGCGGGGGGGAAUUGUAUAACG